AGCGACCGAACGUCUUCGAUGCUAAAUCGUUGAUUAGCUGUCGCAUUCACCUUCAUUUACGAAUCUCACUCUUGACGUGUAGGUUGUUUACAUGGUGAGUGCUCCACACUAUAUUUUACCUUAAAAAUUUUGAGGAAUAAUUUGCCUAUGAUAGUUUUGCUUGGACAACUAAAAUUUAAAACAAGAUACUUUCUAAAACACGCUUUACUUAAUUUUGUUCAAGGAUCAAUCUAAGGUGUUGUGUGGUUCUUUUACCAAGUUGUUAUACAUUUUAUAUUUUGGCGUGACCUUCACGGUAGGCAUUUUCAGUGGCAGUUUUCCUUCUUAAUUCUGAUUAAGGGUGAUGUAAUAGAUCAGGGUUCUCAAUAGGAUUUGAAGUAGGUAUGUACCCAACUUUAUGCAAUCAUCUUUGCCAAAUGAAAAUGAAACAAUGGUUGGGACAAGUAGACCAUACAGUAAGGUAUUUUGAAUCCCAAUCUAAGAAGUGAUCAAUUACCAGAUACCUUUUAAAGUUCCUGUAGAAACUGCAAUUAUAUUGUUCCUAACUAUAAUAAUAAACAUCAAGUUCUCUUCCACUGAUCCUACUUAUUGUUAAUCACAGUUUUACUUUCAUGUUUGGUUCAAAAUAUUGGUCUGAAGAAUCAUUGUGGUGCCUUUUUAUGCCAAAAAUUAUCAAAAACAAAAGACAUGAGACUAACAGGAGAUACCAUGUGGGAUGAUUUUGCCAGAUGGUAUUAAAGCCACCCUAGCUUUAUUAGAGUUAAUAUCUUCCUAAAAUUUGUCAUUUUAUUGAAUCAUCAUGCUAUUUUGAAUAAAUCUGGGGAAGGCAAGUCAUCUGAUGAGAACUCAAAAUAACUUGAGCACUUAAAGAUGGUGGUUCAAUAACAACAGAGUAAUUUUAAUUCCUGAAAACAAGGCUAAUAUGUCACAAGUUUCAACAUUAUGAAUAUUGACCAAUAUUGUCACAGCUAUGAUAUUACAUAGAGGUUCCAAAGAUUAGACCAAAAAUUAAGGUAGAGGUUUUUCUGGGUGAUUUCCUUUUUUCUGGUAUACCUGUGUUAGACUGAUAAAAUGUUAUCUUUCAAUUUGUUUGAAUUUGGACAAAAAUUAAUGACAAAAUAUUUAAUGUAGUGUUUAAAAUGAAUAUGUACUCAGUAACAUUGGUGUUCUUGUAAUUAGAAUGAGAAAGAUGGUUAGUUUUGAGCUUGGCAAAGAAAUGGAAAAAGAUGUUUGUUUGUCUUGUUGUGAGUGUAGGACAAAGAAAAAUUCUAAGCAUUUCGAUGCUGUACCACUGAGCCACAGAGGCUCUAUGGAGAGCAAGGGCUGUUACAAAUUUCAUAUACAAAAUGUGACACUAACAAAAUUGAUGAUCCUAACAGUAUGCAUGAGGCGUGUCAUAUAUGAAACUCAUAAGGGGCCUUGUUCACAAUAGAGCCUCUGUGGCUCAGUAGUAGAGCAUCAGAGAGUGGAAUCCAAAGGUCUGAGGUUUGAUUCCUUGUGGGACUCAGAAUUCUUCCUUUGUCCCAUGCUUGUGACAAGAUGGUUGUAUGCUUGUUUCUAAAUUUCUUUUCCUUUUUUUUGUAUGAAUUCAAAUGUAAUUUGCACAAACAACUUUAGUUUUUUUUGUCAUUGUUAAUAAUUGGGAUUUCAUCAAAAGUGUUUUGUCUGUUAAGGAAAAUUAUUUUCAGUUUGGUUUCCCUAGUUCGUCUUACAGUUUUAUCUGUAGAUUACCCAUUUUUACAUGGGGUCAUUAAUCUUUUGGUUGUUCUUUUUUCUGUUAGUGAAAGCUGACACUGCAUUGUAGGAUUCUGAAAUAUUUUACUCAUUGAACCACAACUGAACAAGCAUCAUAAGAGAGAUUUGAUCAUGACAUCUGUCAGUGACUCUACAACUCGCAGAUCCAAGAAGAAACUACCUAACAUCCCUCCUGAGGAAUUAGCACUGCAUGGAAAUGGAGGAUCAUUGGAAGGUGGUGGUAAACCUCAUGAUUUGCCACCUGAAGUGCAGGCACAAUUUAUCAGACAUGUGCACAAAAGAUCGCGUUCAUUGACAGGGCUGGAUACGAUUGAGUUUGAAAAAAAGUUGCAAGCUGAAGCUGAAAAGGAAAAUGUGGAACCAAAACCUUUACUUGAGCAAAGUUUAGCAGCACCAAAACAGGAGCAGUUGAUUGGAAACCAAGAUGAGAGGACAACAUUUGUACAUUCUUUGCCAUCAACGCCAGGUAUGAUUGCAAAAUGAUGAAGAAAGAAAAGAACACCUGACCUUGUCAGGUCUUUAACAUGCGUGUUUCAAUGCUGAAUUCAGCACAUAAACUACCAGGCCACUGCCUCCUACAAACUGCUUGAUAAAAACUACUAAAAGUGACCAGGUUGCCUCACAAUAAUGUCCACAUCCGUAAUGUGAAAACACCAUGUUUGUGUGAAAGUUUGAAAGGGAUUUGAUUCAGUGGGUGUCAAUAUAAGAUGUCCGUCUACAAUACUGUCUUUGUAGACAGUUUUCAUUUUCAUUUUGAUGAAAUUUGCAUUUCACCUUUUCCAACUUUUAUUUUUCAGUUUUUAAUCGAAAAUCUAGUGCAAGUUCAUUGAAAUCAGCAGAUGACAGGGGGGAACUUGUAAAAGAGCUUAGAUGGCACUACAAACAGUAUGUGAAGACAGCAAGACGGAACAAAGAGAAGCUUGCCAAUGUAAGUGUGGCUAUAAAAAAGCUGGAGGAAAUUUGAUUUUCCUUCACAAAUUGAACUAGAUUCAUGCUCUCAGAUUUGUCACUAGAAAAUGUAACAAGAGUUUGAUCUGAAAAGAGAAAGCUGCUGAAUUGAAUCAUGCUUAAGGUUCAUAAGUAAUUGCAAGGCAGGGAAAAAGUAGAUUCAAAGAUUUAGAUUUAAACUGUUAGAAUGGAACUUCCAGUAAGUGGUAAUCACUAGAAAACCUUUUUCAUGUAUGCACAGGCAUACACAAAAAAGUUUGUUAGUUCAUUCCUAACACCAGGUGGUUAUGGAUGUUUCCUAGAGCUUUGGUUAUAGAGUACAUUUAAUUUGCAAAUUAGCUUUAAUAGCUCCAACUGGUAUGAGCAAACAAAAGAUAAACGUCAUUUUUUAUAUAUAAUGUUGCAACCAUGGUGGGUUCUGCUGGCAGUGGCAGCUGUAAUACAAGUCUUACUUAUUUAAAAUUGUUUUCAUGAGAUCACAAAAUUUGAAUUGUUUGUUUUUAUAUUGCACCAAGGUAGCCAACGUUAGGGAUGAUAACAGCAGUAUCCUGGGUUUAGGAGGAAUAUCUCUAAGUGAGGUAACACUUCUUUAAACUGCCCAAAUUUGACCAACUUGUCUGAAAAACUUGACUUUAAUUGGAAGAAAGCCUUAAGUCAUCUUUGGGAUUUAAAACAAUCAAUACACUAUUUUGUGUUGUUUAUGUAUGCACCAUUCUUUUGGAUGCAGAAGUUGUGAAUUAUAUUUUCCUUUGUUUUAAGAUUUUUAUCCAGUUUAAGUUGUGUAAGUUUUUCUUUGUCAUAGAGUACAUUUAUAGAGUUGAGACCAGGAAAAAUUGAACCAGCGUGACAUAAAAAAACUUUUGAUCAUGGGGUUGACCUACUAGGAAAUGUUAGUUUUAAACAUGAAUCAGAAUUUGUUCAAUAGACUUUUUGACAUGUUUUUGCAUUUUAUUUAGUAUUCCUACUGGGUAGAUGAUAAUUUAAACAAUAAUGUUUAUACUUCUUGUUUUAAUUUGGUGAUAUUGCUUGUUUUGCAGGGUAGCCAUCAAAAUGCCAGUACCACCAACAGCUCUGUAAUUCAGACAAACAGGUGUGACCAACCAAAAUGUGGCAGACCUGUAGACAUUCUUGAACGUGUGGCAGUGGAAAAUCAUGUGUUUCACAAAAGCUGCUUUGUUUGUGCAAUAUGCAACUCAUGGCUAAACCACUUUAACUACUGCUUUGUUCCUGACCAUGACAAGUUCUACUGCAUUCAACACUAUCAGGAUAUUGAGAAUGCCAGUUUUGGAUUAGGAGAAGAUAUCCGUCAUGCAAUGGGUAUAGGACCAGGAGUACAACAGCAGUUUAAAUUUACACCAGGUGUGUUAAGUACAUAUUUUAUAAUGCCUCCCAGCAUUUCUGACAAAUCACAAUCAAUUAUCUGUUUGAAGGUAAUCUGCCAUAUCACAAGUAGAUUGGUAGGAAAUUAAAUGAGAACAGCACUAAAUACUUUAAACAAGAAUUUACUUUCCAUGUGCACAAAGGUCAAACUAACAACUUCAUUUAAAUUGUUUGUUUGGGGUCAGAUGCUAUAGAUGGUAGCAAGGACACCAAAGGAGUGGACAAGGUGCAGAACUCAAUCAGAAUCAUGAAAGAAAAAAUAUCACUACUUAGCAAAAGAGGAAAGAAGCUGAUAAAGAAAGAGAGGAAACUGAAGGCUAACCUUGGCGAGUUUAAAGGUGAUGAACAAAUAUACAUGUUCAUUUUCACUUGAAUUUUUGUUGAACUCAGUUAUAAACUGAGAGAGAGAAUAAGAGAUAACUUGAUCAUGUCAAUAGUUCAUAUCUUUGAGUCUUUGUGAUACAUCUGUAGUAAAUUGGUUAGUCUGCUUGAUUGAUCAAAAUUCCAUGUUUUUAAAUUUGUAUUCAAUUUUUGAGACACUAUAUGGUUCACAGGAAUAUUGCAUAGGGUUGUUUAUUGCUCCUCAGUGGUUACAUACUUGUACCUUUUCCUGGCAUGGUCCCUCAAAAGUUCGAUAACAUAUCCUGUGGUUAGGUGGCUUUGUAGUGAAUAAGUAUAAUUAUGAGAGAGUGUAGUUAAUAGCACUAUCAAUCCUUUUGAGCAACUGUGACCAGGGAUGGUGUAUUGGUUAGAGUGCCCCUUAAAGGAAAAGAAGCGUAUAUUCUAUCUGAUAUAAUUAUGUAUUAAUGAAUAGCCUCCAUUUAAAGGAGAGCACAAAAAACCCUUAAGGUACUUGUGAUGCGAUGAAUUAUAAUUUUUUUUUUGUUAAGGUUCCGAUUCUGAGAAACAAACACUAUGGGUUGAGUGGUUUAGUGCUGUACAGGAUAAAAACAGUACAGUCAGGAGGGAAGCAGAGCUCUCAUUCAAGUGAGUAUUGAAAAAUACUUUUUUGCUUGGACUCACCCUGAUUGCAUUUAUUGCUUUAAAAUAUAUCUCAUGCUUUAAACCCUGAAACUCUCAGAAGUGAUUAUGAUGUAACUUCUCCCUAAAAUAUCCACACAUUAUCUAGCAAACAUGUAAUGAGAAUACUCAAAUAUAUCAGGUACAAGUUGUUAUCUUGAUCUUACACCAUAUUUUGGCAACUAAUUUACAAGAAAAUGUGUAGUAGUAAGAGAGGAGAAUUAACAAUCAGAUCUUUGGAGUGGAAGGGUGAAAUAAACAUUUAUAUAAUAUUUAUCACAAUUUUAAAGAUUUGUGCCCUCUCAUUAUCUAGGGUCAGAGAGCUGGAGCUGGCAGAAAAGUACUCUCGAUUGGAGAAAAAGCUGAGAGGAUUAACAGAAAAAGAUGGUAUGAGGUUGUUGAAAUUUGUGACAAGAUGCUGUUAUUGUAAUUUUUAUUGUCAUGAUUAAUGUUAUUGUCUAUUAUUGAUAAAUGUAAUUGUUGUUGAUGUCCUUUACAACAAAAGCAAAGAUUGUCAUUUCUGAUAUCUUAACUGUUAUUUUUGUAAAUGAUUAAUUUAGAGAAUAUAAAGACAGAGUAUGACAAGUCUAAAGAAAAUGAAUUACUACAAGAGAUGCUUGAGGUGGUUGAGAAAAGGGAACAACUGAUAUCUGAAGUAGAGAAUGCCAAGAAGAGGUAAAGUGCUAGAGUGCUAACAACAUUAAAAUCAAUGUCAGUAAUAAUAUUGUCUUGUAAAUUUUGUUAUAAGUAUGUUUUAAAGGUAGAAGGCACUAUGUUAAGUUGUACUUUUCCAGGAAAUAUAGCUUGAUCAACAACAGUUAACCCUUUAACACUCAUUAGUGACCAAAACAGAAUUUCUCUUUACAACGUCAAUACAAUAUCAAGAAGGCAGGUGAUGAGAACAAAGAAAAACAAUCAAUGAGAUUGUUAGUUGAUCCAAUACCAAAUUCUCUUGAACAACAUUACAUGAAUUUUAUGGCAGACAGUAAGGAGAAUUAAUAAUGAGAUCUUGGGAGUGAAAGGGUUAAGUAAAAUUUAUUUGAUCUCUUGGCAGGUACGCUGAAGAAGACAAUGAGAUAGAGAAAGAAAGAAGAGAGGCAGGUUAGUAUGGUUAUGAAGUGUAUUCUUUUUUGAAGAUAAAAUUUAGACUAAAGUUUAUCAAAGUUAAAGGCAAAUACAUUAAUAAGGUACAUGUACAGUAGCUCUUUGUCCAUUUCUUGUUUGUCAAAUCUGUAUUUGCGGGAUUGUGUUUUUUUCUGGGAGUGAAAAGAUCAGAUGAUCUGGAGAAAAACCUUUCAAGCAAGGACAAGAAGCAACAACAAUUCAGUCGUUAUGUGAUGCCAGGGUUAGGAAUGGAACCCAAGCCACAGGGGUGAAGGGAAUUGUUCUCGCCACUAUGCCAUCUCUAUCUGGUUAAUUUGAGAGAGAUUUAGGAAUGAGGAUGAUUUUCACCAUGAGGAAAAUGAUCCACAAAAUUGUCCUUUAACACCUUAACACUCGAGAUGUGAUUGUUAAUUCUCCCCCCUUAGCUGUUACACAUUUCCUUGAAGAUAAGUUAUGAGAAUGAAGCAUUAGAUCAAGAUUACAACUUCUACCUGAUAUGUUUAAGUAUUCUCACUACCUGUUUGCUGGAUAAAAUAUGGGUAUUACAGGGAGAAGUUGCAUGUUAAUCACUUCUGAGAGUUAAAGGGUGGAUAGGUGUAGAAAUGCAAUAGUUAAUUAAUUACAAUAGGCCUGUUUAGUUAGAAUUUCAAACACAUCUUUUCAUAUUCAGGACUGAAUGAUCCUGAUGUUGUAAGGGAGGUGACUGCUGUUGGAAAGGAUGCCCAGAAAGUAUCAGAAGCUGUCAAAAAAGCACCAAGUGCCGUCAAAAAACAAUCAGAGUUUAUGUGCCCUGGAUCUUGCACUCUGCUUUGAUACUGAAGUGGAGUAAAAAAAUUAGAACUUUAAACUUUUGUCAAUUAGUACUAUGUUAAAAGAGUCAAAAACUUCUGUGAUAGUUUUAAAUUACAAAGUAAAUGUAAUUCCUGGAAGUUUUAUGUGAAAGUAUUAUCUUGCAUAGCACUAUGAAGUCAUGGUCAAAUUAUUAAAAUUGUUGUCAUACAGAAUUGAAAAAAAAUUAGCUCUCAGCAAUUAGUACCUGUAACUUAUUAGUGGCAACAACACAUCUCUGUCAGGCAGCCAAGUCCAAAGGAUCUCUCUAACCAUCAUGUAAAAUCAAGGUAUAAAUAAUCAUGUAAUCUAUUGAUAUGAACACUAGCCUCUCUUGGUUACCAGUUACCCCUCAAAGAAUUACAUUUUCUUUCCAUUCUUACUGAAGGCUUUCUUUACUCAGUAUGGUAUUACUUAUGACUGUCAAAUGAAACUUCUGUUGUUGGUUAUAUGUGCAUUAGGCAUCAUGAUACAAAGUCUUUCAUCAUGUGGUGUUGCCUGGUUAAGCCAGAGCAAAUCAUGUUGUGGUUGUAGCUCAAGGUGAUUCACAUGAUGGCUGUAAGCAAAGAAUCCUCAGGCGCUAACCCCAAAGACACUCUCCAGAAUUUUGUAAUUAAUAUUUUGUUACUUGAUGACAAACAAAAUAACAGACAAAUAACCAAUAAAGUAUAGGACUGUUGUAGUGCGUCUGUAUGUUAUUUUGGUUAAGUAACAUACAGAUGCACCAUGGCUGUUGCCAUGGUAUGAGUGAAAAUAAAUAAUGGAAGUGUUGUGAUCUUUAUGUAUUGAAACUUGAUUUUUAUGGUUUGUUUAUCUGAGGAAUUAAAAAACAGCUGGCUUGACUUUAUGUGUUGAUGUGGAAAGGGUACUGUGGUACUGAAAGAAAGAAAUUCAGAUACUCUUUUCCAAUCUUAAGCUUACAGGAG
This is a messenger RNA of Pocillopora meandrina, 7961 nucleotides long. Lineage: Eukaryota; Metazoa; Cnidaria; Anthozoa; Scleractinia; Pocilloporidae. The record is from the annotation of a GenBank genome assembly.